Messenger RNA from Branchiostoma floridae (Florida lancelet), 5414 nucleotides. Its product is annotated as netrin receptor UNC5C-like. Bases 357 to 3404 code for a protein of 1015 amino acids. Gene Ontology annotation, molecular function: protein binding; netrin receptor activity. The record is from RefSeq and is a predicted model, not a curated record. Lineage: Eukaryota; Metazoa; Chordata; Leptocardii; Amphioxiformes; Branchiostomatidae. Gene Ontology annotation, biological process: netrin-activated signaling pathway. The transcript is spliced from 16 exons. Gene Ontology annotation, cellular component: membrane.
UGUUAUCAGGCGGAAGCCGGUGCAAUUAAUUGUGGGCGCCUUGAAACCGGCGGCGCAAUCCGACAAAGCCCAGGUCCAGCUCGAAGUGGAGGUUUUUCGGGCAUGUAAACACACGGCAUUCCAGUGAGUGAGCCCACGGCGCCGACUGCCUGCGAUGUCCGGGACACUUCUCUGGUCCAGCGAUGCAAUCAGACGGUACUAGACAGUACGGGAACUGCCACAACCUCCAGGAUUGCCACACGGAUUGCUACAGUGCUCGCAGCGCGGGAGCAAGGCGCUGAGAGCCACCGGAAGAGUUGGUGGGCCCGGUCGGUACGGUGUGUUCCCGUCGUCGGCGUGCCGGAUUCAAACUUUGCAUGGGGUUUUCAACAUCAGUCAAGCGGUGUGGCAAGAUGUUGCGGUCGGGAGUCGAGGCGGGACUGUUCGUCGCUUUGCUAUCCACGUUGUCCAUCGUGACCACUGCGGCUCAAGAGCCAGGAGAUUACCCUAUGCCCCUGGAUCCUGCUAGCUCGUUCCACCCGUCCAUAGUACCCGACCACGAUUCGGCCUUGUCUUUAGAGGGUAUGGGGGGUGGCGAUCUACCGACAUUCGUGAUCCACCCGACGGACGCGUACAUCGUAAAGAACCGUCCCGUCACCCUCACGUGCAAGGCGACGCCCGCCAUCCAGAUCUACUUCAAGUGCAACAACGAGUGGGUGCGCGCAAAGUUCCACAAGCACUUCGACUCCACAGACCCCGAGACGGGCGUGAGCUACAAGCAGACCAGCAUCGAAGUGACGAAGGCGGAAGUAGACCAGAGACUCGAGGAGACGGGCGAGAACUUCUUCUGCCUCUGCGUGGCCUGGAGCUCCGAGGGGUCCUCACGGAGCGAGGAGGCAACUGUACAGAUAGCAUAUCUCAGAAAAGACUUUAUCUUGGAGCCCAUCAGCCAGGGGGUGCCUAAUGAGACCCCGGUGCAGCUCCAAUGCCGGCCACCAGAGGGCGUGCCCACACCCGAGGUGGUGUGGCUGAAGAAUGAUGAGGAGAUCCAGGUGGACCUGGACAUCAACUUCAUCAUCACCAACGAGGGCAACCUCAUCAUCAACCAGGCGCGGCUGUCCGACACUGCAAACUACACCUGCGUGGCCAAGAACAUCGUCACCAAGCGAAGGAGCGUCACCGCCAGAGUGACUGUCUACGUGAAUGGUGGCUGGUCCACCUGGAGCACCUGGAGCGAGUGCAACAGCCAGUGCGGGCGCGGCCUGAUGCGGCGGACGCGCACCUGCACGAACCCCGCCCCGCUCAACGGAGGUGCAACCUGCGACGGGGAUCCCGUACAGCGGGCGGAGUGUACCACUCUGUGUCCAGUUGAUGGUGGGUGGUCGGAGUGGUCCAAGUUCUCGGCCUGCGGGCGUGACUGUAACAACUGGAGAAGACGAGAAUGCAACGACCCUCCGCCACAGUUCGGCGGGAGGUACUGCAUUGGAGACAACAUGGAGACCAGAAACUGCACAGGGGGCCUCUGCAGAGAUUCUGAGGAAAGUGAUCUACAAAUUCAGACCAAUAGUCCGACAUUUGCCAGUGCACGGUCAGAGGACAACCUGGCCCUCUACAUCAGCCUGGUCGGGGCGGUCACAGUAUUCCUGCUCGUGUGCCUGUUCAUCAUCGUGGUCUGGUGGAGAAAAAACAGGCACUCAGACAUGAGCUCGUCCUCCGCAGCCCUAACUGUGGAUCCAGGCAAGCCCUAUGGAUAUCCUCCUGAUCACAGUUACGUGGCGCAGCCUGACCUCACGCGGUCCACCGGAAACGUCCGUGGCUUCCCGGUCAUGCCGACACUCGCCUUCUCCGACGACAAGAUCCCCAUGACGAUGUCCCCUCUCCAUAGCAACAACAGCCUCAAGAUCAAGGUCGUGCCACCGGACGUGCCCAUGACCCGACCCAUCACCCCUAGCAACCGGUCCGCCACGCCCAGCAACAUGUCAACCCUUCAGCGUAACGCCCAGAUCAUGAGCAACAGUCUGCCGGACAUGCAGCCCAGCACGCCGGAAAUGUCGGACGUUGGGACAAGCACGAGGAGGCCGAGUUCAAUCUACGACGCGGAAAACUUGGCGAAGAUUCUGCCGUCCUACGUGGAUCCGGCGUUCGCGGCCUGCGGAACGAUAGGCGCCGAGGGCGGGAGGUUAGCGAUACAGGAGUCAGGUGUGAGCCUCCUGAUUCCCAGCGGAGCCAUCACGGAUGGACACACAGAGGACAUUUUUAUCGCGGUGUUGCGUGAAGAAAAAGACAGACCAAAAAUGAACGCGAAACAGACACUGUUGGGCCCUGUGGUCGCGGUCGGCCCCCAUGGACUCCACUUUAGAAAACCCGUCAUUGUGACCUUCGGGCACGCGGCGGGAUUACGGGAGCGAAACUGGGAGUUAACACUGCUGUCCAGCGAGAGUCAUCCGAACAGAAGCCCCUCCUGGCAGAACUUGGUGCUGAUUGGCGAGGAGACGUUAAACACGACAGCGUACUGCCAGGUUGACGAGCGGGACUGCCACGUGAUGGUGGAGCAUCUCUCCUCGCGCUACGCUCUGAUUGGUCAGUCCGCGCCGGCCACGCAGGCCGUCAAGAGACUGAGGCUGGCUGUGAUUGCCGCGCCGCUGCAGCCGUCUGGCGAUUACAACUUCCGGGUCUACUGUGUGGCCGACAACUCCGACGAACUUGAGGGAGUGGUACAGUCCGAGGCUAUGUUGGGGGGUCAGAUGCUGGACACGCCCAAGAUUCUCCCCUUCAAGGACAACGGCCGUGACCUCUGUCUGAGCAUCGAGGAGACUUUGCCAGGAUGGAAGAGCCGACUCGGCGCAAACUUCCAGGAGAUACCAUUCCACCAUGUGUGGGGGAGCAGCCAGACCGGCCUCCACUGUUCCUUUAUGAUGGAGCGCACCGACCCCCAGAUCCAAAUGGUCACGGCCCGAAUCCAAGUCUUCCAGGGCUCGCCUGAGGAGGAAAGGCAGAGCCUGAACAUCACAGCAAGUGUCAGUAGAGAGGGAAGAAUGCCACAGACCACGCCGUCCCUCAGGCACAAACGUGAGCCCACCCUGCUGAGGUCGGAGAGCGACCUCGCCAUCCCCAAGGCCCCGCAGACGCCCGCCGAGGUCUUCAGGUUACCCCCUGCGGUGCGGGCGAGCUUGCGAGGCUGCCUGGACAUCCCCAAUGUCAAGGGCAACGACUGGCGCGGGCUGGCCAAGAGGUUACAGGUCGACAGGUACAUCAACUACUUUGCGACGAAGCCCAGUCCGACGGACCACAUCCUGGACCUCUGGGAGGCGCGUAACCGUGACGACCGAGCCAUCGAGGAGCUCAUUCUGGUCCUGAAGGACAUGGGUCGCUCUGACGCCUGCCUCCUCAUCGAAUCGGGAGUCAGCACCCCGCUUGUAGCAUAGGCCCUGCUUCGCUAUGCACUACGCAAAACAUGUGGAGAGACGCUACCCCGCGGCACGGUUGCUAAGCAGCUGUAGCCAUGGAUACGGUAACCACGGAAACCCGUGCUCCACAUGCCAUGUCAAAGACUUUAUAUAACUAACCAUGAAGCACCUCAAAGUCUCUUAGAAAAUUUUUUAAAAAUUGGAAAAAAACAUAUCUAGAGUUGAGCCUGAGUUCACGGUCAUACAUAGCAACCGUUGGCAUAGCAACUGUUGGCAUAGCAACCAAUACUGUGCUGACACGAAGAAUACAAUGCUGAUUCUGGUUUGUAUUGUAUUUUCCUACAAGAAAAGCAGGUGGAAUGAAACAAACACGUGCAGCAAAGUUUUUUCGCCUGUACCGACCAGGUGUGUUGUUUCACCUGUCGUUGUACCUGUCUUAAGUCUGUAGGGUUACUUAACGAAUCAAACACGACAUUUUUAGUCCAUGACGACGUUUUGAAGAUCUGUGUACAGAGCGAGAUGUUCCCAAUGCAAUGUUCCUGAAGAUGUAAUGUUAGAUAUGCUCAACCCUCUGGCACUGUAGAGUCAGAUAUACCAGCCGGAGGGAACCUUGCAAAUGCAAUUGUACAUUUUUAUCACUAUUUAUUAAAUGCACAUUUCCCGCAGUUUUUAAAUGAUAGGUAAUGUCGGUUUUGAUAAUGGUUGCUGUCCACAAAAAGGACCAUUUUAAAAGCACGAUGUAAGCUGUAUCUACGAAAUAAGGACUGUACAAGUGUAUGUUUGUAUGAAAAUGAGAAACCAUGGUCAGCUGUGCAGUUAGAAUUCAGGGUUUCGAAGCGCAGGGAAGUUGUGAAGGAAAAAAAUGUUCCUGUGAUGUUAAAUUGUAUCAGAAAGACGAAGAGUUGAUAUUAUUUAUUCGUGACAAUCAGUUUGUUUAUAUUUACUAUGUCCAAUUGUAACUUGUUGAUAUCUCGUUAUGUUAUGUUCCGUUCGUUAGCACUUCUAAUUUGAUUUCCGUAGCUUGUAGAUUCGGCGGCCCGCUACUGUCAGUCCCUUUAUUUUGCCAUAUUAUAAUUGUUUAAGUGGAAAGUCUAGUCGCACAUAUUCUACUCCUUACUCUGCACGUAGCACAAGAUUUCACUGAUAUGUUAAUGUUUAUGUGACACGGGUUUUAAAAAUCUGUGCGAAGAAUUUAGGACUCUUUGCCACCCCUAGUGAGAGGGAAAGCAUGAUAAUUGUGAUAUUUGAGACAAACUGCUAGUAAGAGCAUUGACAUAUUUUUGUAUAUCAACAUUGUUUCUGUACUAUUGAUGUAAUGACAUCUGUGUUGUACGCCAUAGUGUAUCGUUAACGCACCAACCAUGCCUGACAAUUUUUGUACUUGACCUUCAUUCCACGUGACACCAUUCCAAGAUGGCCUCCACCCGAGUGUUUCAUUCCACAAAAGGGUGAAAGGUCGAUUCAUUCCAAGCCAUGGACAUGUCUUAUAUGUGUGUGUACAGUUAUCACUGCAUCCAUCGGGUUUCAUAGCGUCGUUGUGAGUGUGUGAGGGGAAGGACUGCAAGUCGGUUACCAUAGCAAUGGUCACCAUGGUAACAAACACUUUGACAAAUAAUGCAGACAGAUACAGUUCCUGAUGGAACAUUGCAGGAACCAAUGACAUUCUUUACUGACAGCCAUUUCGUUUUGAAUGUAUCUGAUAGGAUGUUACGAUAACCAAUGAAAUUUCUCUGGACUGAUGUGAAAGCUCCUGAUUGGAUGUUGUGGUAACCAAUGAGCUUGUCUUCCCCCCAAUGUCCUUGUCCCAUUAUAGAUAUCUCACCGUUGUACAGUGUGGCAAUAGGAGUCCCAAACCUCAGUAAAAAAAUGUACAUAGUCACGUUUCUCCUAGAUAUGUGUAGCUUCCUUUGGUUCCCUAAGAGUAUGAUAUUUCUCAUUGUAUUUAUAACUGAACUAAUUUGUGUUAAUUACACAGAUUGUAUUAUGUGCCCACCGUGUAAAUAAAAAAAGACUUUUUAUUACAUCAAA